UAUGUAAUAACCCUAUAGAAGACCACAAACAUUCUACAGAUGCAGAAUUAACACAGACAUCAUGGAUACGAAUUGCUACUCAUGCUAAUUCUGAACCUACGCCUUCAGUUGAUUCCCAAAAAUCUACUAAGUUUCCAUCAAAUUGCAUAAAUGAUUCAGUAUCAUAUAGAUCAAUCCCUCUCUUGUACUUAAUUAAUUCAGCUAAAAUAGAGAAUGUAGUGCAAAAGAAAGAAUCAUUAACAGUUGCUCCCAUUCAUUCUAACAUGAUUCGAUACGUUUUUUUAUUUUUUCUUCAAACUCAAAGUCUUGAUAGCAUUCAAAUAUCUUCAUCAUAUACCCGAAAUAAUGAAGAACUUCAUCUAGUCGAGCAGUAUCUUUUUGUAACUUGCUUAAAAAGCCACAAAGGGGAUAUAAAAGCUCUUAUACCGUCACAUAAUACUGAUCAAUUAUUUGCUAGUACAGAUGGAAUGCCUUCUGUUCGAAUGACAUCAUCAUGA
Cetraspora pellucida is the source of this 497-nucleotide messenger RNA. Lineage: Eukaryota; Fungi; Glomeromycota; Glomeromycetes; Diversisporales; Gigasporaceae. The record is from the annotation of a GenBank genome assembly.